Molecule: messenger RNA, 633 nt
Organism: Micromonas pusilla CCMP1545
Lineage: Eukaryota; Viridiplantae; Chlorophyta; Mamiellophyceae; Mamiellales; Mamiellaceae
Exons: 1
Coding region: 1-633 (210 amino acids)
Molecular function (GO): protein binding
Source: RefSeq, a predicted model, not a curated record
AUGUCCUUCGACGGCAUCCCCGAGAACGUCGCCGCCGUCGUGUUCUCGCACGUCACGGAUCCGCGAGAUCGCAUCAGGCUCGCCGCGGUGAGCAAGGUGUGGAGGGACGCGGAGAAGUCUGACGUGUCGUUGCCCGGGGGCUCUCCGAGGGCGUUGUACAAGCUCGGUAAAGGGCUUUACGACGCGGGGAAGUGGAAGCGCGUGAUCUACUGGUGGCGUAAGGCGAUUGGAGACGUUCACGCCAUGUACUGGAUCGGACGCUGCUACAACAGCGGGACCGGCGUGAAGGUAGACCGUAGGAAGGCGGUCAAGUGGUGGGAAAAAGCGUCCGGGUGUGGGCACGCCGACGCGACCUACCGCCUCGCGAACUACUACUUCUACGGCCUAUAUUCCCGCGUGGAGCCAAAUGCAGCGAAGGCGAUCGAACUGUACGUCAAGGCGGCGGAGCAAGGUUCAGAAUUUGCCCCGUACGAACUCGGGAACAUCUACUACAGCGGCGAGUACGGCGUGGCGGAUAACAAAACGGAGGCGCUGAAGUGUUUUCGCGUCGCGGUGGAGCGCGGCUACGGCACCUUCGCGCUACGGUGGGUGGAAGAACUCGAGGACGAGCUCGCGGAGGAAGCGGCGGCGUGA